Molecule: messenger RNA, 811 nt
Organism: Pomacea canaliculata
Lineage: Eukaryota; Metazoa; Mollusca; Gastropoda; Architaenioglossa; Ampullariidae
Product: 28S ribosomal protein S24, mitochondrial-like
Exons: 4
Coding region: 52-720 (222 amino acids)
Biological process (GO): translation
Cellular component (GO): mitochondrion
Source: RefSeq, a predicted model, not a curated record
UUACAAGUCAUUUCCACUUCCGUUGCAUUCUUUCUCGUCUUCUGCUCCAGCAUGGCGACAACAGCGUUUCAGUUUUAUAAGGCGUCAAAUAAAGUACAUUCGGUACCGCCGGUUUUUCUGCUUGCAUUUCGGGGACUGCGGACGACAUGGGUUUCUUUGAAGAACAUACGCGCAGGUGUUCCAAAAGCAACAAUCAACAGAAAUAAACCCUUAACGUAUGAGCAGGCACAAGCCCCCUUCAAAAUAGGUGUUACCAAAAGCUGGAACUCUUGGCACACGGUACUUGAUAAAACUUGCAUGCACUUUUACAAACCUGAAAUAAAUGUCUUGUGCAACAAUCCUUUCUUCCGCUACAGACAUUUAUGGUCUGAUCAAGGGGAUGGUGAGAGAGAGGAAAAGAAGAUCAAAGAGAAAAAUGGGCUAAUCUUGACCAAGGAACGAUUUGAUGCAAGACCUGCACUUAUGACAUUUGAUGAUUUCCUUAUUCGAAGAUUUAUGACAGGGACUUGGCCAGGUCUUCUGGCAUCUGAAGUGAUCAUUAAGCGACGUCACAAUAUGAUAGUUGUGGCAUGCCUGGUUUUUCAGCAUCUGACUCCACGCAAGAUCUACUUCCUACUAGGGUAUAGUGAGGAAAUGCUUUCCUUUUUGUUAAAAUGUCCAGUGAAGUUAGAGAUUCAAACUGUACAAGACAAGAAAGAUGUUAUUUUCAAAAUGAUAUGAUUCAGAAUGAGUGAAGAGAUCCGACACUCUGUGUAGCCAUCUUUAAAUAAAAGGUUGCAUGAUAGUCAGAAAGAAAGUGGAGAAAUCCAAA